AUAGUUAUUCACGCACUGCAGUGUACUCACUAUGUAAUCCUCUGGCAGCUAGCAAAAGUAGCUGAGAGCAGUUCUACAAAGGAGGACCUUCUACGCUUAAAGAAACAGAUGAGAGUUUUUUGUCAAAUCUGUCAGCACUACCUUACCAAUGUAAAUACUGCUGUUAAAGAACAGGCCUUCACUAUUUUGUGCGAUGUGUUAAUGAUCUUCAGCCAUCAGAUCAUGUCAGGAGGACGUGACAUGUUAGAGCCAUUAGUUUACACUCCCGAUUCUUCCUUACAGUCUGAACUCCUGAGUUUUAUUCUUGAUCAUGUCUUUAUUGACCAGGAUGACGAUAGCAACAGCGCAGAUGGACAGCAGGAUGAUGAAGCUAGUAAGAUAGAAGCUUUGCACAAAAGAAGAAAUUUGCUUGCGGCUUUUUGUAAACUUAUUGUGUAUACCGUGGUGGAAAUGAACACUGCUGCAGAUAUUUUUAAGCAAUAUAUGAAGGUAAUGAAAGCCUACAGGGAAGGGGAUCUGAG
Messenger RNA from Protobothrops mucrosquamatus (brown spotted pit viper), 521 nucleotides. Its product is annotated as cohesin subunit SA-2-like. Gene Ontology annotation, biological process: sister chromatid cohesion. NCBI's taxonomy places the organism in Eukaryota, Metazoa, Chordata, Lepidosauria, Squamata, Viperidae. The annotation marks the transcript as partial. The transcript is spliced from 4 exons. The record is from RefSeq and is a predicted model, not a curated record. Gene Ontology annotation, cellular component: nucleus; chromatin; cohesin complex. Gene Ontology annotation, molecular function: chromatin binding.